CACAGUAUGAUACACAUCAUGCUUUUGGUGGGAAAAUGAGUUCGCCUCCACGCACAUUUAACCUAAAAUUAAAAAGAUUAAGAACUGAUUUUGAAAUUUGAUGACACAGGAAAUUAAACGGCCUUGAUUUAUGCACAGAAAAAUACAGAGACGUGUGCGUAGCUGCCUUUGAAGUGUGUAAAACUCAGCCGGCUAACCAGGAAAAGUUCACUCAUAUCUAUUGUUUGCUAGCAUGCUAACGCUUUAGCCAACGCUUAUUGUGACGCGAAACAGCAACAAAGUCUUUUUUAAUCAUUAUUCAAGUCUCGGUUUUACUAAUACUGACAGGACGCCGCCAGCUUUCUAAAUUUUGUACCCCGUGUUGGUUGUUUUGACCUGAAAAGACCAGCCUGAGUCUUGUUUUUUUUCUCUGUUUCUGGCUCUGAUUGUUUACCAUAACAUCAACAACAUGCCAGAAAUCAAACUCAAGCACGUCGUCUCUUGCAGCAGCGAGGAUACUACUCACAAAGCAGACAACCUGCUGAGCUCUGACACCUACAGAAAAUGGAAAGCAGCAAGACCCGGAGAGAAGCAGACCUCAGUCAUCCUGCAGUUUGAGAAGGAGGAGCAGGUGCACAGCAUCGACAUUGGAAAUGAAGGCUCAGCAUUCGUCGAGGUGUUGGUGGGGAAUUCUUCAGCAGUCAGAGAUCAGGACUACGAGGUUCUUUUGGUUAUGUCUUCCUUCAUGUCCCCUACGGAGAGCCGUAACGGCACCAACAUGAACAGGGUGCGUUUCUUCGGGCCAGCCCAGCUGCAGAAGAGCUCGGCACAGGAGAAGUGGGACCGAGUUAAAGUUGUGUGUAGUCAACCAUACAGCAAGAACAUCGCAUAUGGACUGGCUUUUGUUAAGUUUCAUUCACCGCCUGACAAAAAUGAUCCUCCAACAUCCUCUCCAAAACUGACAAAGCUGGGACAGUUCAGGGUGAAGGAGGAGUCUCCUUCAGCGGGGCCCAGCCUUCAGCCUGGCAGCCUCUUCUUUAGUCGGGAUAAUGCAGCCAAGUCCGACACUUCACCUAAAGUGUCUCCUCAGAGUCAGAAGCUGAGUUACGCCGCUGCUGCCCUGCAGGCUGGCGGCAGCUCCCACUCAUCAGGACAAGCCGCCUCCUCCAGCUCUGCCUCACCACAGCCCCCAGCAAAAAGAAAAUUUGAAUUCAGCAAAGAGCGACAGUCUGCCUCUGCUCCACCGCCCUCAAAGAAAUUCAGCCCAGCUGGCUCACCUGAGAGCAAAGCUGCAACCCCAAAACAGAAACCGACCCCGGUCAGCACACCGAGCCCCAGAGCUGCCAAAGCUUCUUCUGCUCAGAAGUCUUCAGAGAAGAAGAGAGAAAGUCAGCCCAAGCCUGAACCUAAACCCAAACAAACGAAAGCAAAAUCCAAGAGCACACAGCAGGUCCCAUUCCAGCGCAUCAUGGAGGGGGUGGUGUUUGUUCUCAGCGGCUUCCAAAACCCCUUCAGAGGGGAGCUGAGAGAAAAGGCUCUGGAUAUGGGUGCCAAAUACAGACCUGACUGGACACCUGACUCCACACACCUCAUCUGUGCCUUUGCAAACACCCCCAAGUACAGCCAGGUGAAAUCAGCAGGAGGCAUCAUCGUACGCAAGGAGUGGGUGAUGGACUGCCACAAGAGGAAACAGAAUAUCUCCUAUAAACGGUAUUUGAUGGAUGGAGCCGAGUCGAGCUCAGAAAGCGAAAUGGAAGUGGACGAAGAGAGUGAAGAGGAAAUGAACACAAAGACGCCACAGAAGCAGGAGAGACAAGUGACGCCCAAGAAGACCCCAGAAAAGAUGGAUGAUGAUGACGAGUACGGAGGGUCAACUGAUGUGGAUCAGUCAGGAGGGGAUGAUGGAUCAGGCGUGGACACAGAGGACGAACUUCAGAGGGUUGAGAACGAGAGCAGACAGAAAAAAGCAGCAGUGAAAGAGGAGGAUCCAUACGGGGGGUCAACUGAUGAAAACACAGACGCUGAGGCUGAACAGGAUCAUCCCAUCCCAGAGCUCCCAGACUUCCUGAGGGGAAAGCACUUUUUCCUCUAUGGUCAAUUCCCCAACAACGAGAGGCGUAUACUGUUGAGAUACAUCGUAGCAUUUAACGGAGCGGUUGAGGACUACAUGACAGAAAAGGUUCAGUUUGUGGUGACCAGUGAGGGGUGGCAUGACUCUUUUGAAGAUGCGCUCAUGGAAAACAGCAAUCUGAACUUCGUCAAACCCGCCUGGAUUUAUGCCAUCAACCAACGACAAAAGAUGCUGCCCUAUCAGCCGUACACUGUCGUCCCCUGAACUAACAAACACGCUGACACUUCACAUCCUGAACAUGAAGAAACGGCCAAAGCCAUAGACAAAAUGUUUUUUCUCUCUUUCAGAUUCUGCUGACAUACAUAAAAGCAAUAAACCCUUUACACUUCAGCAUUUCUUUA
Cheilinus undulatus (humphead wrasse) is the source of this 2451-nucleotide messenger RNA. RefSeq names its product X-ray repair complementing defective repair in Chinese hamster cells 1 (gene xrcc1). Gene Ontology annotation, cellular component: nucleus. Bases 449 to 2314 code for a protein of 621 amino acids. Gene Ontology annotation, molecular function: damaged DNA binding. Gene Ontology annotation, biological process: single strand break repair; base-excision repair; double-strand break repair via nonhomologous end joining. Lineage: Eukaryota; Metazoa; Chordata; Actinopteri; Labriformes; Labridae. The record is from RefSeq and is a predicted model, not a curated record. The transcript has 17 exons.